This is a messenger RNA of Tetranychus urticae (two-spotted spider mite), 510 nucleotides long. It is a transcript of the gene mRpL52, whose product is annotated as mitochondrial ribosomal protein L52. Gene Ontology annotation, molecular function: structural constituent of ribosome. Gene Ontology annotation, cellular component: mitochondrial large ribosomal subunit. NCBI's taxonomy places the organism in Eukaryota, Metazoa, Arthropoda, Arachnida, Trombidiformes, Tetranychidae. Gene Ontology annotation, biological process: mitochondrial translation. The record is from RefSeq and is a predicted model, not a curated record.
CAAGUCCUGAUACCGGAUCCAAUCUGAAUCUAACACAUGUUUUUCUGCUUGUUUUCUUGGUUUGAAAACAAAUUAUCACUCAAUCAUUUUAAAUUGUUAUAAUUUAAUCAUGCUUUGUAACCAAGUAAAUCGUUUGAUAUGUACUCCCCAAAUUGUCACCAACUUUACAAGUGUGCGGUGUAUCGGUUCCAUCAACAAGAAGCGUAUGUUUGAAGGUAGACCUCCUCGUCGUGGUGAUUCUGUACUUUUCGAUGGACCUGAUUUUAGUUUUAUGGAUGGAAGAGGUCAACCACCGUUGACUUUGGGUCAAAGGCGACGUUAUUUACAAGAUAAACAUUUUGCUGAACAAAUUGUCAAGUAUAUGAAGGAAUUUCAAUUGGCUAAGCAGCUUAAACCAGAUGAACCAGUGGAGAGAGAAUCAAUUAGACACCAAAAAGGACAAGUUAUCCCAUGAUUGUUAAUUUUGUACAGAAAAUUCAAGUUUGAAUAAAAAGUAGUCAUUUAAUUUAA